Messenger RNA from Periconia digitata, 2439 nucleotides. NCBI's taxonomy places the organism in Eukaryota, Fungi, Ascomycota, Dothideomycetes, Pleosporales, Periconiaceae. The record is from the annotation of a GenBank genome assembly.
UUUCACCCAACAUACCGGAAUCACAUAAUGGCGAAAGCACAGAAGCCGCAGCAAUGGCCUCCGUACCCUCACAUCCCCAUCUAUCUUGAGACUACCGAUGAUAUCGGCACUGCUCGGUCUUAUCGCUCAAUCUCACCCAUACUGUCUGGACCAGGACGAUUUGCGCAGAAGCAAUCUUCUAUCCAUUACCUUGCAGCCGCCUCUACUCAGUUCACAAAUGUCUCAACGAAUGUUUCUCCUGUUUCUCCUGCUACCCAAUUCACAAAUAUCUCUCCUAUCUGGCCCAUUCCUGAACCUCAUCUACCGCCCCCACCGGAAGUUACCCUGCAACCCUCUCAACGCGUCGCGCUGCGAUUUUUCCCCACUGCGAGACCACGCAUUCAGCUCGAGAAACCGUUACCACCAAAGAAAGACUGCGGUAGUGCCAAGGUUCCGAACUCAGGAGAAGCAGAGGGAUUGGGCAUACGCGCUGCCCCGACAGAAACCGUACGACACUCUUUUCCUUCCGUAUCGAAUCUGUCAAUAUCCCCUGUCGACGACAACGCCGAACCUCCCGAGAAUCUUGCUCAGAGGAUCGAGCGAAAACUAUGGCGAUAUAGUUCAUCUGGGAAUGUAAUCAAGAGAUGGCUCCUCGAAAUAAUCAGUUGGUGGGUUAGUGCCAUAUGUAUGGCCAUCAUUGUCGGCACUUUGAUCCGUUACCGCGAGCAGAAGCCGCCACGCUGGAUAAGUGGGCUCACUUUGAAUACCUUUAUCGCCGUGUUGUCGAAGAUCUCAGGUGCAGCUCUAAUCUUGCCAAUUUCAGAAGGGUUGGGGCAGCUGAAAUGGAGCUGGUUCAGAGGUGACUCAAAAAGAAUGUGGGAUUUCGAGAUCUUCGACAAUGCAUCAAGAGGACCGUGGGGUUCUUUUCUACUUCUUAUCCGGACUAAAGGCAAAGCGCUCGCAGCUCUUGGAGCUCUAGUUACGCUAUGCUGUUUAGCACUCGAUCCAUUCUUCCAGCAGGUUGUCGAUUUCCCCGAACGGUGGACUUUACAAACGGUCAGUUCUAUUCCGCGAGUAGUUCGAUAUGAGCCAAAGUUUGGUAUCGAGUACAGGAAUUCAUUAGAACUAGGUCGGCAAGAUCUCGAUGUAAGAGCAGUCGCCGAAAAAUUCUUUUACGACAAUGGCACACAACCAAUGCUGCUCGGAAAUGGAACGCGUCCUGAAAUCCCUCUCUCGUGUCCGACCAGCAACUGCACAUAUCCCGAGUACGACUCGCUUGCUGUAUGUAGUCAGUGCGCUGAUGUUUCCGACAUGCUAUCGUUCAAAUGUCUGAAUACCACUGUUGACUGGAUUGGGAAUCUCACCGGCGGGGCCUCGGCAGUCUUCCCAAACGGAACCAUGUGCGGAUACUUUUUGAACAACACGAUGAUGUCAGGAUAUAGUCUCGAUGUUGGAAAGCCAUGGGCUAACGAGACUCUUCUCAUGCGGUCAUUACCACUGAUCAAUCUCUCAACGAAAGAACCCAUGUACGGAAAUGGAUCAAUCAACUUCAAAGAUAUACGCAAUCCUGUUAUGGACAUUAUAGUGGUCAGAGCAAAAGACGGAACAGUUGAUAGUGUACGUCGCAAUGAGCGGCCCUUAGCUCACGAGUGCGUGAUUUCUUGGUGUGUCCAAACUAUGAAGUCUUCAUACGCUUAUGGCGCUUAUGAAGAGACCGUCGUACGCACGGUGCACAACAACAGCCAAGGACCAUUUCCAUGGAGAUCUGAGACAACUGCCAUUGGAACAGCUAUGUAUUACCUGGAGGAUCCUCUCAUCGACCCUGCAGCGAAGGGAUAUAAUAGCACCGACGUCUUUGGAGUUCCAAACAUUGCGCAUCGGUACACUGUUGCGAUCUUCGAUGACAUCUUCCCUUCUUGGAUUACAGUAGCCAACUCAAGCAGCACACCUCUCAUGCGUUUCAAAAACUAUCUUUCACUAGUUUCCACUAGGACUCUUGAAUUCGAUCCAUGGCUGACGAAUGACAUGAGCAACCAUUUUGGAAGGCUAGCUUCUGCUAUGACUAAUGCCAUUCGUUCAUCGUCAAGCAAGGUAUUGAUUUACGGUGAUGCAUACGAUAAAGAGAGCUACGUUGCAGUUCGCUGGGAAUGGCUCUCAUUACCGCUAGGCCUUCUCCUUCUCACAGCAAUAUUCUUGGUAGCAACGAUUGUGAAAACAACAAAGGAGAAAGAUGAAGUCGGUGUUUGGAAGACUUCAGCGAUCGCUACACUUCUUUAUGGCCUUCCGGAUGAUAUGCAGAGAAAGAUCAAUGCAUCCGAUGGCGAGGGUACACCAAGAGCGAAAGCCAAGCAUCUGAAAGUUAAAUUGCUACCAAAGAAAGGCUGGCGGGCCUCAGGGAAUUUGUUUUCUCCAAUAACACCCAAGACUGGACGAACUGAACCACCACCUGGAUGGGUAUGA